Molecule: messenger RNA, 3686 nt
Organism: Etheostoma cragini (Arkansas darter)
Lineage: Eukaryota; Metazoa; Chordata; Actinopteri; Perciformes; Percidae
Gene: rabgef1l
Product: RAB guanine nucleotide exchange factor (GEF) 1, like
Exons: 9
Coding region: 211-1725 (504 amino acids)
Biological process (GO): vesicle-mediated transport
Cellular component (GO): endocytic vesicle; cytosol
Molecular function (GO): zinc ion binding; guanyl-nucleotide exchange factor activity; small GTPase binding
Source: RefSeq, a predicted model, not a curated record
UCGAUAAAACGGAUUUGUAACAUACAAAAAAAACUAUCACAGAAGAAGAAACAACCAACAGACAAAAUGGCUGUGGGACAAUCCUAAAGUUAGCUGCCUGGCUAAUGUAAACAUCCACCAACAGUAGACUGGAGCCUGAGCGACGAUAACGUUACCCGAUAGAUUUCUGACACUGCGAAUGAGUGUCAGUGUUUCUAACUUUGGUGAAGGAUGACGAGCCAGCGCCGUGGGAUCCAUCUGGACCAAUCAGAGCUGCUUUGCAAAAAAGGAUGUGGUUUUUAUGGCAACACUGGCUGGCAGGGCCUGUGCUCAAAGUGCUGGCGAGAGGAAAAUCAAAGAGAAAAGCAAAAACAGAUUCAGGAAGACUGGGCACUCGCGGAAAGACUGCAGAGAGAGGAAGAGGAAGCAUAUAGCAGACAUCAGAAGGCCCAAUCACAGCCUACCAUCACACCCUUCAGCAAGUUCGAAGAAAGAAAAACUAAGGAAAAGUCCAGCAAAGUCCAUACAGUUACAAAGUUUUUUACUCCUUCCACAAAAACACCACCAAAAAAAGACACUCCUUUUGACACUCACUCCAGCCCAAGUCCCAGCUCCUCUACAAGCCGGCACUCUUCUGUAGACAGUGACUAUGCAACGCGGGAGUUCAUUGAUUUUCUCAAGCCGCUGAAGUCCGGCAGGGAGAUCUUCAAACAGUGCCGGGCCUUCACUGAGAGCAUGGUCUAUAAGCGGGACAUGGGGGCUGAUGAGCUGUCAGAGUGUGUGCAGGACUUCUACCAGAACCUCUCAGACCGCCUCCACACCCAGUUCAAGGGUUCAUCAGAUCACGUGGAGAGUGUUAUGGAUGAAGUCGAGAAGUACAUGAUGACUCGUCUCUACAAGGAUGUCUUCUGUCCUGAGACCACAGACGAUGAGAGGAAAGACCUGGCCAUUCAGAAGAGAAUCAGAGCCUUGCAUUGGGUCACUAUUGAGAUGCUGUGCGUUCCUGUAGACGAGGAGAUUGCUGAGGUGUCGGACAGCGUAGUCAAAGCCAUCACGGAUGUGAUUGAAAUGGAUUCAAAGUGUGUGCCCAAGGAGAAGCUGGCAUGCAUCACCCGUUGCAGCAAGCACAUCUUCAACGCCAUCAAAAUCAGCAAGAAAGAGGCUGCGUCUGCAGAUGACUUCCUCCCCACGCUCAUCUACAUUGUGCUGAAAGCAAACCCACCGCGACUGCAGUCCAACAUCCAGUACAUCACCCGGUUCAGCAACCCCAGCAGACUGAUGACUGGAGAGGAUGGUUACUACUUCACUAAUCUGUGCUGUGCGGUGGCCUUCAUUGAGAAGCUGGACGGCCAGUCUCUGAACCUGAGCUCUGAGGAGUUUGACCUGUACAUGUCGGGCCAGGCAUCCCCCCACUGGCCACAGUCCACUGGAGCCUCUUCCUGCUCCCCAGGCAGCGCCGCUCUCAGUCAGGUCCACAAACGUCUGGAUGUGCUUACAGGGCUCGGGGAAAGGCAGGAGAGGGUCAUGGAGAAGGCUCGCCAGUUGGAGAGCGACCUCAUCGACUGGACAGACGAAGUGGAGCAGAAGGUGCAGAGCGUUCUGGAGAGCUUUCCAGCAGAGACACAAAACCCUACUGAAACCACGGCUAGCGGGACAGCUCCUGCAGCAUCAUCAGCCAUCGACUCUGAGAAUGUUGAGAAUGAGCACCUGCCCCCACCACUGCAACCGCAAGUGUUUGCUGGCUGACAUGCUCUGCUUCAAUGAAUAAAGAAUAGACCUCUGGAGACUUUACGUCAGCCUUUCCCUUUUCCCUGGUGUUAAAUGUUGCUGUCCGUACGCACAUACAAGAGCCGUCCGAUAAAGACCGUCUUUCCACUCCGGCCAUUUUUAUUCCAUUUAUCAAUCCAUAGUCCGAGAUGCCCUGAAAUUACACUGAACAGCAACAGAACUAUUACAUUAAAGGACUAGUCUGGCAGACAGUUUGAUGAGAAGAUCAAUGGCCUCUUUCAUGUCUGUACAGUAAAUAUGAUGCUUAGCUUAGAAUAAAGGCUUGAAACAAGCCUGGCUCUAUCAAAAGAUAUCAAAAAGCAAUGUCCCAGAGAGAGGGCCAGCGACCACUUUCCCAUUAAGCAUUUUGCCCCGGUUGCAAAAGUUCCGGUGCCGCAUUUGUGGGAAAGCCCUGAUGUUUUGCUUCUAUUUCAGUUUCAGGAAAAGCAGAUUUGUACUGGCAUCCUUGACUCAGUCAUGUCCUUUGGUGUUCCCAGGCUAGUUGGGAAAUAUCACCCCAGCGUUCUGUGAAUGGUGCUUUCUCUUUUCACAGAUUGGCAUCCAUGAGACACAUCUGUUGGUCACCCUUGUAGUUACAUUUAAGCAGACGGUAUAAAUUGUUGGAUGGGAUUUUUAAACAUGCUUCUGUUAUUAUUUGCGGCUUUUCAGAAUUUGUUUUUGUUAUUAUAUUGUGAUGCCCAUAGUUUAAUUGACCGGUGGAAGCUCAAAUGGACACACAAAACCUUACAGCCCAAGUAACCCCUUAUGGGGAAUUUCCAGUCAAAUAUGUGGCAAAGGAAAUGAAGAAAUCUUUGUAAUGCAAAUCUUAACUUCCCCUCAGUCAAAUAACCCUCCAGCUCAUGCUUGUACUUUGUGCUGUGUUUACUGUGUAUUUCCCUGUGUAACAGAGAAAUAGAGAGAUGUGUGACAGUUGUGCAUGCGGUAAAUGUGUGUGUGAGCGGGUGUUGCAUUGUCAUGUUCCGUUAACGUCUGUAAAUCAUGAAGUUGUGUGGAUGGAUAUUGUGGUCUUAUUUUCGUGGCAGACCUCACUCUCCAGCCGUAAGCUGGAUGUACAGAAGUGAUUUUAUUUUUCUAUAUAGUGGCAGGUAGCAAUUAUUUUGGAUGCCAAAGGAAAUAUUAACCCUGUAAUAUUUACAGUAGUACUGUGGUUUUAAAGAACAUUGUUUGAAGACGUGUUACAGGAUUUCUAAUGAUUGAAUAGUAUAAUCUUCAUCUAUUCAUUUAUAUUUUCUAGAGGGUGUCCUAUCAAAAGAAAAUCCGGUUUUAGGUGAUUUGUUUGGGGUUUUAUGCUCCGUUGGAGAUGUUGUAUUAAGUUGGUAAGAAAAAAGACGAUGCUGUAUUCUGUAACACAAUAAGUUCCUAAGGCCGGUUGCUUUACUAGUGCAGAAAAAUUCAUAUGACAAACCCAUUUUUACUUAUUUUGAAGCACUUUUCUGUUAGAUUUUUUUGAAUCUCUUAAUUUAGAAGUACAUUUAAUGAAGGACAUAGUGGCUGUAUGCAGUUAAAAGGAUAAUUGGUGAAAACAAUGUUGUUUAACAGUGUCUUUGUAUUUGGCAGUCAUGUACAGAGUGGUUGGGAGAGUUGUUUGUUUUCCUUUACUCAUGAUCUAAGAUUUCCUUGUGUUACUAGUAUUUAAUCCUUUUUAUUCCUGUUAGCAGCACGUAUAGUUAAUGUGCAGUUGCUGUCCAAAAUUAGUUUGAGAGCGGACUUUAAUGCAACCCUAAACGAUAGCUUGAAUAACUUAAUAUUGCACUGUAUGCACAAGCCAUUUAUCAGGUAUUUUACGGAUGUUUGUUAUUGUAUCACAUGGGAGAAAGUAACGCAAUACUGUCUUUUAUUUAAAUGUAACUUAUUGGGGCAGUAUUGGUUUAUUUGCCCCUAUGGGUGUGUGAUGAUGAUUAAUAAAACUUGAAAAUGCA